AUGGCACCGUCGUCCGUACCGCCGAAUCCGACCGCGCACAAUGUCGCCCAGCUGCUGCCGAAGCUCAACGAUGAAGAUCCCGACUUCCGCUUCAUGGCCCUCAGCGAUUUACACGACAUUCUCGUGGUAGCUCACUCGGGCUUUCUCCAGCACGAUGAUGUCACGUGUGCGAAGACAGUGGAGGGGCUGCUUCAUACAUUGGUAGACACGAAUGGAGAGGUGCAGAAUCAGGCAGUCAAGUGCUUGGGUCCCUUCGUGAACAAGAUUCCGGAUAAGAUCCUGUGUCCGAUGAUCGAGAAGCUCUCCAACCUGCAGACAGACAACACUGUGGACCAGUCAAUACCUUCACUGGCACUCCGAGAGGUCGUCGUCUCCCUCCCACAUGCUACCAGCGGCGUAUCGCGUAGCCGGCCCGUCCUCGAUGCAUACAACGCGAUCAGCAAAGUGUUGAUCCCACGCCUCGUGGGCUACCAGGUCAUUCAGCCAUCACAACAAGGCCUGCCCAAGGUUCCCAAGGGCAUGCUACAGGUAGACUUGGAGAAGGGUACUGACAGCAAUGCCAUUGACGUCUUGACCGAGGUCGCACGAUGCUUUGGUCCUAUGCUGCAGGAUGCUGAGAUCAAUGCGCUGCAAAAGAUCACAUUCGAGAUCCUCGAGAACGAGCGUGCCAGCUCCAUGAUGAAGAAGAAGUCUGUUACCGCCAUCUCCACGCUGGCAGGCUAUUUCUCCGACCAGCUGUUGAGCAGCUUCCUGUCGCGUGUUAUUGAGCUCCUCCGUGACCCUCAUUUGACGCGCACCAAGCGAAAGCUCUACAUCACUAUCCUCGGCUCCAUGGCUCGCUCCAUACCUCGCAAAUUCGGACCGUACCUCCAAACGCUAGCACCCUUCGUCCUGAGCGCGCUCAGCUCACAAGAACAAGAUGAAGAGAUGGACACAUCAGACGAUGAGGGCGAGCGAGACCCGGAGAUCGACGAAGUCCUCGAGGCUGCUUUGAUCGCGCUGGAAGGCUUCCUGGCCUCGUGUUCCCAGGACAUGCGCAUGUACACGGACGAGACCAUCGACGCUGCCACACGCUACCUCAAAUACGACCCCAACGCGCUCAACGAAGACGACGAUGAAGAGGACGACAUGGGUAGUGAUGACGAGGAUCCGCUUGAGGGCGACGACUUCGAGGAAGAGGCUGGCUUUGACGACGAUGAGGACGCCAGCUGGAAGGUCCGAAGAUGCGCUACCAAGGUCCUCUACACUCUCAUAUCCACUCGGAGUAAUGGCGACCUUCUGGAAGAUGGGACUUUGUACAGCAAGGUGGCUCCAGCACUCAUAACCCGUUUCAAAGAGCGGGAGGACUCCGUGCGACUAGAGGUCCUGGCAACGUUGUCGAACUUGGUCAAAAAGUCCGGCGAUGGGCCAGCUCCCGUCAAGUUUGCAGACGAGCAUGCUCAAGGCGGCGCAAUGGGUCCUCCGCCUAGUUGCAAGCGCCGCAGGGGCGGAAGCGAUGCAAGCAUGUUCGAUUUGCAUGCGAACUCUUCCUUAUCCAUGGGCUUCGACUCACCCGCACGAUCAUCAACACCAUCCGUGGGCCCGCAGGCUAGCCUUUCAAAGCUCAGCCCUGAUAUUGUCAAGGGCAUUUCGCAGCUUCUCAAACAGGCAUCGUGUCCACCCAGCACAAAGCAGGCUUCUGUGGUUCUGAUCAAGGAUAUCGUUAUUACUCAGCGAGGAGGUCUCGAGUCGUACCUGCACCAACUCAUCGAGCCCGUCAUCGAGGCCGCAAAAACUACGAGUGGAUCUACAAGCAGCGCUUCUGCGACAGCAAACAGCCUUCGAACGCAGGCCCUGCAGCUCAUUGGCGCGAUCGCUGACACACAUUCCUCCAAGGCGAUCCAACCAUACCUGCCGGCCAUUGUUGAUGCUUUACUCAAGAGUGUGAAGGACAAGUACAGCAAGCUGUCUAUCGAGGCACUUGCAGCAACAGAGCAGGUAUUGAAGGCUCUGACACCGCCUCGCUCAGCAUCGUCUGGAUCGCACAAUCAAGAGCACGUGGAGCAGCUAUACGAGGCAUUGAUAAACCGGAUAUCUGCUAACGAUGCUGACCUGGAAGUGCGCAAGAGCGCUCUCCAUGUCUUAGGCCUACUCCUGGGUAGAAGCUCAGGUACCGAAGGUUUACUUUCGUCCCAAAAGCGGACCUCUGGACUGGACCUCCUGGGAGAUCGCCUGAAGAAUGAGCUUACACGUCUUGCUUCCGUUCGUGCCAUUGACUCGAUUGCUGCGCAUACUAAAGCCGACGGUGAGCUAUCUGCCAAGUGGGUGCGCAGUGUUGCUCUUGAGCUUGCAGCACAACUGCGCAAGGCCAGUCGAGCGUUACGUGGUGCAAGUCUGAGUGCGCUGCGGACUCUUUCAUUGAACCCACACUCUCGGAGUCAGCUGGAUGGCCAGAGUAAAGCACAAAUUGUUGAUGCGUUGUUACCACUACUCGCUGCUGUCGACUUACACUUGCUGGGACCCGCACUGAUAGUUUUGGCUACAUUCGUCAAGGACGACGCGCGAGGCAUCAUGACACCACAACUAAAUGCUGCCCUUUGUCAAGUGGUGCAGGGCUCAAUCAGUGGCACUUCCUUAGAUGCAUUGCUCAAACUCGUACGCACGAUUGGCGAGCAGCACGCUGGUCAAGAGUUGAUGCGGUCACUGCUUCAAGAAGUCGGCGUCGGAGGUUAUCCUGAAGUUGUCGGCAAGGUGAUUGGAAACCUCCUCGUCUAUGGCGGCAGCAGUGUUGGUGUAAAGCUUGAACAGUUUGUCCAAGAGCUCGAAACAGCACCAGACGACAAGCGCAAAUGCCUUGCCCUGGUUGUGCUUGGAGAGUCCGCUCUUCGUCUCGGCGCAGAGUCCCCCAUCGACCCCAAGCUGUUCAUCAAGUUCUUCAAUGCGCGCUCUGAACAGGUGCCUCUAGCUGCUGCCGUCGCUCUUGGACGAGCGGGUGCUGGCAAUGUCAGCAAGUACCUCCCCAUCAUCCUCUCCACAAUGGGACAGGCCUCUGCUCCCCAGUAUCUUCUGCUCCACUCCAUCAAGGAGAUCCUCCAACAGGAGGACACAGAGUCUGAGAUCAUUCCAUAUGCGUCCACACUGUGGCAGAACCUCAUCGCUGCUUCUCAGCUGGAGGACAACAAGGCGAUCGGCGCAGAGUGCAUCGGCAGAUUGACCAUCAUUGAUCCCAAGACGUACCUUCCUCAACUUCAAGCGUUCUUGAACGAUCGAAAAGGAAGCGUGCGCGGCAUGGUCAUCUCAGCGCUUCGCUACACAUUCUCUGACACCGACGAAGCGUAUGACGAGUAUCUACGACCACUCGUUGUGCCUAUGUUGGUCCAAAUGCUCAAUGAGCCUGACCUAGAGAACCGCCGCUUAGCUCUCAUGACUUUCAACUCUGCAAUGCACAACAAGCCUGACAUCAUCCUACCGGCCCUGGACCAGCUGCUUCCACUAGCCAUGAAGGAGACUGUCAUCAAGCCGGAGCUCAUUCGCGAAGUGCAAAUGGGUCCCUUCAAGCACAAGGUCGACGACGGUCUCGAGAUCCGCAAGAGUGCUUACGAGACCUUGUACGCUCUGCUUGAGACCUCCUUCUCUCGGCUAUCACCCAUCGAAGUGUCCGAAUUCUUCGACCGCAUCGUUGCCGGUAUUACGGACGAGCAUGAUAUCCGCAUCCUGUGCAACCUCAUGCUCACCAAGCUCAUGGUCGUUGCACCAGACCAGGUGCAUGCGCGCCUCGACUCUAUCGCGGACAACUUCCGCGCCGUCUUGACCAUCAAGCCCAAGGAGAAUGCUGUCAAGCAAGAAGUCGAGAAGAUCCAAGAAGGCGCAAAGGGCGUUCUGAAGACCAGCGUGACUCUGAACAAGCAGAUGGGCACCGAAGGCGUCGUUAGCACCACUCAGGACGACCCACAACUCCGCGUCUGGACCAACUACUGGGACUGGGUGUCCAAGGAGCAUGCUGCGGGACUCAAGUCGGUCACAGACGAUCUGAAAGAGCGUGAUCGCUAG
This is a messenger RNA of Parastagonospora nodorum SN15, 4029 nucleotides long. RefSeq lists its product as hypothetical. The record is from RefSeq and is a predicted model, not a curated record. NCBI's taxonomy places the organism in Eukaryota, Fungi, Ascomycota, Dothideomycetes, Pleosporales, Phaeosphaeriaceae. The transcript has 3 exons. Gene Ontology annotation, cellular component: nucleus. Bases 1 to 4029 code for a protein of 1342 amino acids. Gene Ontology annotation, biological process: protein ubiquitination; SCF complex assembly.